This is a messenger RNA of Salvelinus sp. IW2-2015, 3441 nucleotides long. Lineage: Eukaryota; Metazoa; Chordata; Actinopteri; Salmoniformes; Salmonidae. The record is from RefSeq and is a predicted model, not a curated record.
UWCCCUAAAUUUAUAUUGAUGGUUUCUUGCGCUUGAUGGUUGAAAUCGUUCGAAGGGGUCUUCCAGUAAAGAGCACGUGACUUCUCACGAUUUUCCGGUCCUGUUCUUGUAAUUCAAUACAGAGCCAAAAUAUAAUGUGAGACAACUGACCGCUGCGCCUGUUGAAGAGUUUGGCUGUGUGCAUGUGGGGACUGGACACUUGGACAUCAGACACUGACCACAAGGAAUACCUAUAUUUUUCUACGUCUUUCUGGGAAUGAAACAUUAGUUUAAUAUAAAAUGUGUGAAAUAAUAUUUAGUCAGAUUUUUCUUCGGUUUCCGUUACUUCUCUGGAUGGCAGGUGGGCCUACACAUGCCGCCUGUCRUAUUGAMCUCAACCCUCCKAGAUUGGUGUUGAGAUAUGGAGACUCAGUCUCAGUCAACUGCAGCACAUCAUCCACAGACCAUGAGGGGAUMGGCUGGGAGGCCACAUUAGYAGGUACAGGUUUAGAAGAGGUCAACUUUGUCAUCUGGAAUGUGGAGAAUUUGACAGACUGGACAAUACAACCUAAAUGCUUCCUCACAUCAAAAGAUGGAGAGCAGUGUUCGAAAAAGUUCCCUGUCAUUCUAUACAAGACUCCAGACAGCGUCUCCGUCUCUCCUCAGAGACACUCUGGUCCCAUGGUGGAGGGGACAGAGUACCAGCUGCAGUGUGACAUACAGAACGUCGCUCCUUUACGSAGCCUGGUUGUCAGAUGGUACAAAGGGAAUGAAACUGUAAAAAUUCAAACAUUUAAUGACUCCAAGAUGAACCCAGUGGAUGUGUUCUCCACCCUUAACAUCACCCCCAGGAGAUUUGAGGAUGAAGUAAAGUACAGGUGUGAGGCAGAGCUGYACCUGGGACCACUACCUUCUGUCAUGUCAUCACAGACUCUUCAUUUUGCUGUUUACUUCCCACCACAGAACAUUCUGGAGCUGAGGGACACAGAAGUUGAUUUUGGUUCCCCUACUGGGCUGAAUUGCUCCUCCAAUGGGAACCCCCGGCCAGAGUACUCCUGGACUUUUCACCGGGCCCCCAACGUGAAAUUGAAGAAUGAUGAUGGGGGGUCCCUACUGACCAUCAAGCAGGCCGCAGGGGAGAACAUUGGGACCUACACAUGCCACGCCAGUAAUACCCUGGGAAAGGUCUUUAAAAUAGCCAGAGUCUCUGUCAGAGGAGCAGAGCCGGUAUGUCCUAUCAAGCUGAUCCCCGAGAGUGUGGUGGUGAAAUAUGGAUCUCCAAUCUCAGUGUCGUGCAGCAACACAACCAGUGUUGAAGAGAUCUACUGGACAGCAGGUCCAGAAGUUGUCAAUGACACUACCUGGAGUGUURUGGAACUCCUAGACUGGGACAUAAGGCCUGGUUGUAAGGCAACCUUUCAGGGGAUUGGAAGAUGCAGUAAGCCUCUGCACAUCACAGUAUACAAGACUCCAGACAGCGUUUCCAUCUCUGUUCUGAGACACUCUGGUCCCAUGGUGGAGGGGACAGAGUACCAGCUGCAGUGUGACAUACAGAACAUCGCUCCUCUACAGAACCUGGUUGUGAAGUGGUACAAAGGAAAUGAACCCUUAGAUAAUGUAACUUACAGUAACGUCAGUAAGACACCAGUGGAUGUGUCAGAUACUCUGAUGAUCAGCCCCAYUAGAYYWGAUGAUGGAGCUCAGUAUAGAUGUAGAGCAGAACUGGACCUGGGACCAGAGGGACCACAGCAUACAGUGACAUCAGAACCUCUCAGCAUUACUGUACACUAUAAGCCAUGCAUCAAUGCAUCUCGACUGCCAGUGAGGAUACCUGUGUUCAGGGGCUAUCCUGAGGAGUUAGUGUGUGAGGCUGAGGGUUACCCACAGCCCAGGAUAAAGUGGGUCUAUGACCCAGCGAAGCAUGUCAGUGAGGCGGGAGGCAACCUGACUGUCUUUGAGGCCGGGCUCUACAACUGCACCGCCACCAACGAUGUGGAGACGACCUUCAUUGUGGUAGAGGUGGUUUUUAAUGAGGACUACCUGCCCCUCAUAGCGGGCUUCGUGGCCUUCAUGGUCGUGGUCAUCUCGUUAUCUUCGGCUUUUGUUAGUGAUCACAGUUUACUUUGGAGUUGCCAAGCAGGACCAAGUCGGAAUUCCACUCGCCUUUCAACUCCGACCAUAGUGGACCUCAGCAAAGUCUGCAAAAAGAUGGAAAACAACUUUCUAAAAUGGAUCCUAGCCUUUUGCAUGUUCUGCACCGUGUCAGGUGAAGGAUGCUCUCUGGAGCUGAAACCCUCCAGGGUGGUGGUGGGYUUUGGGGAGCCUGUGUCUGUCAGCUGUGAGGCCUCUCGCCCGGUGCGUGUCCUAGGCUGGGAGUCAGCCAUCGGAGCAGCACACACCCAACAGGACCGUGCUGUCCAAUGGAAGGUGGACAGUCUGAUCGACUGGAUCGAGGAGCCUAUCUGCUAUGGAGUCUUCUUCACUGCACCCAGACAGUGUGAGGAGAAACUCAACCUCAUUCUUUACAAGACUCCAGACAGUGUCACCAUCAGCUCAGCGAACCACACUGGUCCCAUGUUGGAGGGGAAAGAGUACCAGCUGCUCUGUGAUGUCCAGAACAUCGCCCCUGUUCAAUACCUCACCCUGAGGUGGUACAGAGGGCAGACUGAAGUUUACAACCACUCUUUCUCUGAUCUGACCCCUGCCUCCCCUGUCCAAGUAUCCUCCAUCCUCCUGAUCACCCCAACCAAAGCUGAUAACGGAGCCCAGUACAAGUGRGUGGCUCAGCUGGAKUUGGGACCAGAGGGACCACAACCYCCUCCUUCAGUGACAUCAGAGCCUCUCAACGUCUCUGUGCACUACCCCCCAUCCUUCCUCAGUCCUGAGGCUGAGACCCUGGACAUCGGUGUGGGGGAUGAAAUCWCAUUAAACUGCACGGCUACAGGAAGCCCCAGUCCUGUGUACAGCUGGCAGUCUUCAGAUCCCAAAGAGAAGAUGGAGGACCAACCUGUUUUUACCUCUUCCUCCUUGCUUCCAGGGACCUACACCUGCAUUUCCUCUAAUAAGAUUGGCAAGAAGAGUAAGCAGUUCAUCAUCAAGACUAAGUCUUAAGGUGUGAGAAUGUCAUCAUUGUCAGCCAGACCAUCGCACAGAAAAAAAGGAAUCGCCUUACAUUUUUAAAGACUUUGGUCAUGUAAUAGUUUAUAGUAGCAUAUUAUUGUGUUAUGAUUGAUUCUUGUUGUUAUUGCAACAUAACGUAUACUUUGAUGUGUUUAAAUAUAUAUGUAGGGUAUACAGUUCACUUUCAGUGUGGAGAACCCUAGAACGCGAGGUAAUGUGAAUAAUUAUAUCCAUUAAUAAGCUAUCCAUUAACUUUAUUUUGGAAAUCUACGUUGUUGUUUAUGAUGUUCUUUCUUUUUUUACAUGCAUAAAAACACUAAUAAAAUGACAAAUGUAUAUUUA